CCUCGAGAGGAUGUGACUUAAUGACGUCAAGAGAGGGCGCUAUACCUGCCGAACAUGUGACGUCGAUAUGACUGGGUACCCAUCUUUCUGACUCACUCUUACGAAGCUUAUGAUGGAAGAUCCAUCUGUGUGUCAGUAAUAGUGCAAGGGCAAGGACGAUAUCGCAAUAACAAAGUCCAUCCAGGCUAGUGCCUGUAGAGCUGAAAACGACCUGGAUCAACAUGGGAUAUACGAAAAAGCACCGUGGAAUACGUUUCUCCAUGGAUUCCCCCACUGUGAGCCCAGCAGGCUGCAGCUCUGCAGAUGAAGGAAUGAUCAUAGACAGUGACAAUGAGAACGAUGUACCAGAAACAGGACCAUCGGAUUACAAAGUACUCAAAGAUGUUGUGGCGUAUGUUGAAGUCCGCACCAAAAUGGAGAAUCGGUCCAACAGUGUGUGCAAACAGCUGGAGCGUCUGGGUGCUGUGGUAGUGAAGAAGUUUACCAAUGACGAGCCGGUCACUCACGUCGUCUGGAAGGACGGUAAGAAAAGCACCAAGGAUAAGGCCAUCAAACGAGGGAUCCAUCUGGUGUCAGUACUCUGGGUGGAUAGUUGUAAGCAAAACCAGCGGCGUGCUGAAGAAUCUUUAUUCCCUGUUACCGACUGUAAUGAGGAUACAGCAAUUGUUAUCCCAAGGGUAAAACGCAUGAAAUCCAUGCAGCCCAAGUCUUUUGAGGAGGACCUUGAGAGCAGCACAGAGCGAAUGGUGAGGAAACGAAAGAAGAAAGAGACGGUCCAGCCUUCAAGACUCUACCUCAACUCACCUGUUGCAGUAAUGAACCCUUUAGUCUAUGCUGCAGAAACACAGGAUCCAUUCACUCCAGUCGGAACGCCUGUUCCUGGUCAGGGCGGUACGCCAUCUCUUAUCCCUGAUACACCGGCCAGUAUGAGAGCUUGUCUAGAUGCACUCAGUAGAGUCAGGAAUAGCGCCAACACGCCAACAUCAGGAUCAGAGAAACCGGUGAUCGGGGAAUCGCCAACCUUCGGCGGUAAGCCCGACGUUCCUCAGAAGAAACUGAGCUUCAGUCCGUCCAUUGAUGCCAACUCCCCAGCAGAUGGUACCAAGAACAGGAAGACGGAUCCCAAGAAUAAGCCUAAGAAAGGACGUCGAUCAGAAGGUCAGGGGUCGGCCAAGAAGGAUUCCUCCAAGGUCCGUCGGCUAUCGUUGAGGAUUGAAAAAACUAUAAGCGAACAAGAAACGGACGAAGAUCCUAUUCAACCCAACAAAACUGGAAACCUUCCUGAAAUUCCCCAAAACGGUCCGACGCAGAAACUCGUCUUCCCCGAUGUGCAGAAAAUCUGCACGGACUCUAACAAGCAUUCGGGAGGCAAAUUUAAAACCAAAACGGACAAAGCAGUUUUAUUUUGCGAAACAAACUUGCAUUCUCGCGCCGUCGAGCCGCGAGUGGCCCAACCAAGAAAACGGAAGCUUCUGUCGACAAACACGGACGUCAUCCCAAAUCUGGUCCUCACGGAGCCGAAGAAAUCAAGCAAGAAAGACGUGCUACCAAAAAAGGCCCGACUCUCUGGAAAAUCGUCCAGAAAUCUCAGCGAUAGAUUUGAGAAAGCCCAAGACAUCACACACCAAGGUAGCAACAGUAGGGAUGAAGGACUUUUGAAGGACCUUAAGUCGACAGAGUUUUGUGGUAAAAGUGACGGGAAAUCUCCCGGUGGAGGGAAAAGCACGAGGAAAAGGAAAAAGGAAGUUUUGUCAUCAGAAUCAUCUGGAGAAGAGACGACUCAGCCAGUAAAGAAGAGAAAAGAGAACAACGAUAAAACUCCGCCAUCGGUUACGACAACUCAACAUAAGAGAGGAAGCAACACACCGAAUAGCCGCAGAAGUCUGGACGACUUUGCCCAAAAUAAACGUCUGAAACAGCUCAAGGCGAAACAACGGAAGCCGCCCAAGAACAGGUCUGCGUCUUUGUCGACUCUAAAUCCGGUCUCCGAAGAAAAAGUUGAAAAUCCGGUCUCCGAAGAAAAAGUUGAAAAUGGCAUCGCUGAAAAACCCAAACUUGUCAACAACAAAAAAAGUGCGAGGCCGCAGUCACUGACUGGUGAUUCUACCACGGGAGGGGGCAAAAUCCGCAAUGAAAAUCACUCCAACGGAAAGCCCCGUAAAACAUCCAGAACUAACUCUGCCAUGCCGGAUGAUGAUUCGGAUGGCUCUGCAUCAAAUUCUGAGACUGACAAGACUUCCCAAAAAGACAAAGCCAUCAAGGUGACAAAAUCCACUAAGAAACUCAAGAGUGUUAAACCAUCCAUUGUUAUGACAAGCGUCCAUGCUGGAGAUCAAGACCUAGUCACAUCCGUCAUCAAGAAGCUGAAACGUUUCACGAUGGAAGACAAUGUCUCCCAUACAACCACACACAUCGUCUGCGGUGAGAGUCGCCGAACCUUGAACCUGCUCCGCGGUAUCGCCAGAGGAUGCUGGCUGCUCUCUGUAGAGUGGGUCUUGAAGUCGUUGGAGGCUGAAAAGUGGCUGCCCGAGGAACCCUAUGAAAUCCAGGAUGCCUUCCCAGCAGCAAAGAUAGCGAGACAGGAGCGUUGUAAGUCAGGCAGCUCCUUCAAGCGAGAUCUCUUCUCAUCCCUGGGCCCUAUCUACGUCAGUGAGACGAGCAGCCCGCCUAAAGCCCAUCUGGUCGAACUGAUCGAACUCUGCAGCGGCAUAACGUGCGGCUAUGCCAGCCAAGCUAGUCUGUGCAUCGGCGGAGGCAGGAACCAGACUGGAACACCAGCGGUUUUGGAGAAAUGGCUGCUGGACUGUAUUUCUCAACACCAGACACUCCCCCUCGACAAUUACUUGCUGUGAUGGACUUCAAUUUUAUCUUUACAUCCACACUUUUGUAAUCGAAGAACAUCAUCUAAACAGAUUAAUGAGUUACUUACAACAAAGAAGAAGAAACAGAAACGGAACAUUAUUUAUCGGAGGUUAUGCUAACCCAUUAGCAACUGUACUGCAUUGUAUUACAUUGUGUUUAUUCACUGAAGAAUCGAUAAAAUUGACCAUAGAUUGCUCGGACGAUUUUGGGCACUACAUGCAUGGUGGUUUGGUGCGUUAGCGUAAAGGGUCAAUGAAUUAUUUUAUAUUUGAAGCAACGAUUGAGAUUUGAUCCAUGAAGUUUGAUGCAUUUGAGGUGUUAUACUUAAGGAACUUAAGUUGAUGGAUCACAAGUCAGUCACAAGUCAGUCACAAGUCAGUCACAAGU
Molecule: messenger RNA, 3249 nt
Organism: Patiria miniata (bat star)
Lineage: Eukaryota; Metazoa; Echinodermata; Asteroidea; Valvatida; Asterinidae
Product: microcephalin-like
Exons: 17
Coding region: 222-2852 (876 amino acids)
Biological process (GO): mitotic cell cycle
Source: RefSeq, a predicted model, not a curated record